Molecule: messenger RNA, 1074 nt
Organism: Bolinopsis microptera
Lineage: Eukaryota; Metazoa; Ctenophora; Tentaculata; Lobata; Bolinopsidae
Product: ubiquinone/menaquinone biosynthesis C-methyltransferase UbiE-like
Exons: 1
Coding region: 1-900 (299 amino acids)
Biological process (GO): ubiquinone biosynthetic process
Molecular function (GO): methyltransferase activity
Source: RefSeq, a predicted model, not a curated record
AUGUUAUUAUCGUCAAGUGUUGUACGCUCGUGUCGUAUCUUAGCAACACAACUAUCCUCUCGUAUCUUAGCAACGCAGUCGUCGUUUCACAAUCCAUCAGAACACAAUUGUGUGAUCAGAUCUUUACACACCACGCCAUGUAACCAUGACAACGAAACUCACUUCGGUUACCAGACUAUACCAGAAUCAGAGAAAGAGAGCAAAGUAAAGGAGGUUUUCGAGCGAGUGGCCGACACAUACGAUCUAAUGAACGAUGCUAUGUCACUCGGAGUACACCGACUUUGGAAGGAUCAUUUUGUUACAUCAGCAGCUCCAAAACCAAACUAUAAAUGUCUCGAUGUAGCGGGAGGGACGGGGGACAUUGCCUUCAAACUUCAUAAUCACAUGAGUAACAUAAAUAGGGACUGUGAGAAAAUAGUUGUGUGUGAUAUCAACAAGGAGAUGUUGAGAGUGGGUCAGGAGAGAGCCAAGGAGUCAGGAGCUGAGGAUGCUUAUAUCUGGUUGGAAGGAAAUGCGGAGCUGUUAGAACUCCCGGACAACACCUUUGAUUUGUACACGAUAGCGUAUGGCAUUAGAAACUGCACACACAUUGAGAAAGUGUUAGAGGAGGCGUACAGAGUGUUGAAACCCGGCGGUAGAUUUAUGUGCUUGGAGUUUAGUGAGGUCAAUAACCCUGUUUUAUCUCAAGUUUAUGAGAAGUACUCUCACGAUGUCAUACCAGUUUUGGGGCAAGUUAUUGCAGGGGAUUUUGAAUCUUAUCAGUAUUUAGUUGAGAGUAUUAGAAAGUUUCCUAAUCAGGAAACGUUUGCUGAAAUGAUUGCUGCUGCCGGUUUUGAGAUUGUCGAGUAUGAAAACUUAACUUUCGGUGUAACUGCCAUACAUUCUGGUUAUAAACUUUAAGGUUUAGUGAAUUUGAAUGGUCUGUAAAUAAUGUUUGUUUCGCCGGGUAAAUAUUGGACAGUGACCGAACUUGUGUAAUGAAAAGUAAGGGAUUGGUCAUCAACUUCUACUUUAAAGUUUGUUUAGAAUUUACUGUUGAGCAUGAGCUUGUUCAUUGCUUCUCUAUUUUAAGAA